UAAGUGUGACCCACACACCCUGGCCUGGCAGGGGGAGUUCAAACAUUGACAUCCCAAAACCCAGCAUCAGUUUGUUUUAUUAAUCUCGUGCUCUGGGGGGUUUAUUACACGAUCCUUGGGAGAUGCGGGGCUGACUUGUUAGUUUUGAGCAGUGCGGGUUACCAAUUCUGCACCUUUUAUAAAAGCCACCACUUCUCUAUUCCCACAGGCUGUGUUUCAGGGAGGGAAAUACCCACCUGCUCACAGCAGCCAGAGCGAGCAUGUUCCUGAGCUUAGGGAAGUGAAACUGUCCAGGGGGAGCCAGCCAGAGCCUCAGGGAGCCCUAUGGGAUGGCUCCAGGAUGAAGCUACUGGUGCCGUCGCUCUGGUGUAUUGCAGAGAACCUGUCGCUCCAGAGUGUGGGAGCAAUUUCUGCCUAUCUGCAUCCCCCUGUGGCGUGAGGGAACCAUUACGUCCAUCCUCUGCCCUCAGCGCAGACCAGCUGUGCAGCAGAGAAGCCUCAGGCCAACCAGACAGCUGGCAAAUUCUAGGGGAGGGCUAGUGUAACCUAUGCCUGCUGGGUGUGGUGCGCUGUCCCAUGUAGUGGCAACGACAUUAAUGAGUGUGCUACAGGGCUGGCUAAGACCCCUGUAGCUUUUAGCUCAUGGGUGGAGGCUCAGGCAUUUAGCUCCAGAAGUCCCAGGUUGGAUCUGGCCCACCCACAGCCAGGAUCUGUGGGCGUUACUCCAGCUCCGCUGUUGGUAGCAUUGAGAAGCCCUUUCUGUUUAAAUGAUGACGUUUCUUAGCACUUUAAACUCAGCAUGUAUGCUUGGAUUGUGUUGAAAUUUGAUAUGCCUUACAGGGGGCUGGGAUAGGGCUGGAGAUCCAAAAUUGGGGUCAUUUGACCAAGAUACAGCCCUCGCUCCCCAGAAAAAAUAAGCACUUUUCUUAAGGCUGACUGAUUCUACCCACAAAUUUCUGCACACACAUGGGGAUCAAAUCGUGGCUGUGAGCGGGCCCGAGAGGGUCUCUCUGACAGUCAGCCCCAGCUGAUGUGUGGCACCCAUCAGGAGAAGCUAUAUUAAAAAAUGUUACUUUCAAUAAAGAGUUAAUUUCUCCUGGUAGGCUGGAGCCUAAUGACCACACAGCACAUGAAUUACUCUGCGUGCAUGCAGAGUAUGUAUGAGAAUUGCUCACCAUCUAGUUUUCAUACCCCAGGACAGUGGCUCUCAACCUUUCCAGACGACUGUAUCCCUUUCAGGAGGCUGAUUUGUCCUGCCUACCUCCAAGUUCCAUCUCAUUUAAAAAUGACUUGCUUACAAAAUCAGCCAUGAAAAUGCAAAAGUAUCACAGCCACUAGUACUGAAAAAAUGCUUCCUUUGUUGCCAUAUAAUUAUAAAAUCAAUUGGAAUUUAAACCUUGUACUUACAUUUCAGCGUAUGGUAUAUAGAGCAGUAUAAACAAGUUAUUGUCUGUUUAUUUUAGUUGGCACUGACUUCGCUAGUGCUUUUUAUGUAGCCUGUUUGUAAAACUAGGCAAAUAUCUAGAUGAGUUGAUGUACCCCGUGGAAGGCCUUUGCAUACCCCAAGGGUAUGUGUAACCUCAGUUGAGAACCACUGCCCUAGGUGGCUGAGCAGAACUUAAGAGUCUUUAGUAAAUGGAAAUAACACUUGUGUAUUAUAAAUUCAACACCUGCUGCUGGCAGAAAUCUGCAAAUGAAACCUAGAUUGACUCCUGCCUGAGAACAGAUACGGGCUGGGCUUCGAUCUUUAGACCUUGCAGUAAUAAAAAUAUUACCAUAAAUGCCAGAUGAGGAACAAGAUGAUAUUUUUAUUGGUUUGCUAAGGGAAGUUUCGUUCUGGGAGUGAGGUGAAAGAAGAGUUGAAAAACAAAAGAGUCAGUAAGGUUUUGAAGAAAAGCAAAAGAGGCUCCUCAAACCUGUUACCUUCAUCUGACGAGGGAUAUCUGGAAAAGCCUGGUGGAUAAUCAGCUGAACAUGAGCUCCCUGAAAAUAAGCCUGCUGCCGCCAUGGAAACUUACCUUUCAGUAGGACCGUGUGUGCGUCUUUAAGGGCUGAAUGACUGUCCUGUUCCUGUUACUUCUCCAUGUUUAUUUUCUGAGUGGGUGAGAGCAUCAAGAGAGAGACACUUCUGUUCAGUGGAAAUCAAACCAAACCCUUCAAUUAAAUCUGCGAGGAGAAGCGGAUCUAAAUAACUAAUUCUGCAGGCUCAUAAAUGGAAAUAUUUGCUUGCAAUGGGAGAGAAGAGAUGAGGAUUUAAGAGACGCUGUAAGAACCAAUGAGAUCAUGAAAACACUGGGAAACUUCUGCCUGGGAUCCAUCAGACAGUUACAGGGAAAAUGAAAUUAUUGUCUCUCCACCAUGGCUCCACGGGAAGCAUCUCUCUGCCUGGCUUCAUCGUUUUCUUCAUUAAUUUACCGAUUUACAACUUGGUGUCAGCCCAGUUCACAGUCAUCGGACCAGAUCAACCUGUCACUGCUAUUGUGGGUGAGGACAUUGUGUUACCCUGUCACUUGUCUCCCGCAAUGAGUGCUGAGAACAUGGAGGUGAGAUGGUCCCGGUCCGAUUACUCUUCCUUUGUGCAUCGCUAUCGUGAUGGAAAGGAUCAGACUGAAUAUCAGAUACCAGAAUAUACAGGAAGGACAGAGUUUCUGAAAGACGGCAUCAGAAAUGGAAGUGUUGCCUUGAGGUUACAUAAUAUCAGACCCAUGGAUGAGGGGCGAUACGCGUGCUAUUUUGAGUCAACUUCCUUUUAUAACGAUGCCCAUAUGGAACUGGAGGUGGCAGCUCUAGGUGCUGCUCCUCUCCUCUCUGUUGAGGGUUAUCAGGAUGGAGGGAUCCGAGUGGUGUGCCGAUCGGCCGGGUGGUACCCAGAGCCUGAGGUUUUCUGGAGGGAUCUCACUGGACAACAUGUACCAUUGCUGUCUGAAAGAACAUUCCAAGAGGCUAAUGGCCUGUUUGAAACAGAAACUUCUAUAAUCAUAACAGAAACCUCAAACCAGAACAUCUCCUGUUCCAUUAGGAGCACUCUCCUCAAACAAGAAAAGGAAUCAAGAAUUUAUAUAGCAGAACUUUUUUUCCCGAAGAAAUCUUUCUGGAUCGCCAUUCCGUGCACGAUCAUGGUUAUUCAGUUUUUUGUUAUUGGUUUCUUAAUUUAUCACUUGAAAACAAAAGGUAAUACAUUAAAUAAAGGAAGGUGGAGAGACUGCCUUACAGAAGCAGAGAAGGUGACCCUGGAUCCAGACUCAGCAAAUCCCUACCUCAUCUUGUCGAAGGAUCAGAAAAGAGUCAGACUGGAAGGCGUAGACAAGAAGCUGCUCGCCAAUCAUGAGGGAUUUCGUUAUUCUCCCUGUGUGCUGGCCUCUGAGGGAUUCACCUCUGGGAGACAUUACUGGGGGGUGAAAGUUGGGAGCAAAGGAGGCUGGGCUGUGGGGGUGGCCAGAGAGUCUGUGCGGAGGAAGGAAGGAGUAGUGAUCCUUAAGCCUGAGGAGGGGAUCUGGGCUGUAGAGCGACAGUGGUGGGGUGAGUUCUGGGCUCUCACUAGCCCUAUGACACUCCUUUCCCUAAGUAGGAAACCUGAGAAGAUUCGGGUUUCUCUGGACUACGAAGAGGGGCUGGUGGAAUUUUUCGAUGCUGAUAAUGUGAAACCGUUCUACGCUUUCCGCUCGGUCUCUUUUACUGGCGAGAAAAUCUUCCCUUUCUUCCGGGUUGGGGGUGCAGGAGCCCACCUCAGAGUGUAUCUGUGAGAAAGGGUACAUUAUUCCACUUGGACUCAUUCAAAGGUGUUCUCAUCAACUUAGGAUAUCUUUCAUUCAGUUUACAAAGAUCACUCAUAGCUCCUCUUUUAACUUUGUACUAAUUCCCUGUAAAUGAAGACAUUUUUGAAAUAAUGGAUGUAUUUUCUGCUC
This is a messenger RNA of Gopherus flavomarginatus (Mexican gopher tortoise), 3905 nucleotides long. RefSeq names its product butyrophilin subfamily 1 member A1-like. Gene Ontology annotation, biological process: regulation of cytokine production; T cell receptor signaling pathway. Gene Ontology annotation, molecular function: signaling receptor binding. Lineage: Eukaryota; Metazoa; Chordata; Testudines; Testudinidae. The coding region runs from base 2337 to 3743 and encodes 468 amino acids. The transcript is spliced from 8 exons. The record is from RefSeq and is a predicted model, not a curated record. Gene Ontology annotation, cellular component: external side of plasma membrane.